AUAGAUUUUCGGGGAGAGUCGGCGGGUAGUCGGCGGCGCCGCCGGAGAGGAGCGGCUUCGGAAGGCCGUGACGUCACGCGCGGCACACCGAUCCCAGCAUGCUCAGUACACUGUGCAUGUCCGCCAUACUGUGCCAGUGGCUGGCGAGACGGUCACCGAGUUGGCCUGCUGGGUCGCUGCGAAGCUUUUGUUGUACGGCCUGAUGCAGUGCUCGCCCUUCGAAAUUAAGGAUAAGUUGUUGAAAGCAUUAGACGAGGACAACAAUGUGGUCGACAUGGCUGCAGUCAUCGAGGUCAUCGGCAUGCUGGAGCGUACGCCCAUCACCAAGGACACGCUGGAGCGUACACGCCUUGGGAAGUACAUCAACGAGCUGCGCAAGCGCACAAGCAAUGACUCCCUGGCCCGGAGGGCGAAGGAGUUGGUGAAAAGCUGGCGGCGCCUGUUGCCCUGUGACCAGCAGCAGACUCCCAAUGGCGGGGGCCCACCUGUCGUGGUUGUGGGGCCGGGUCCUGGUCCGGGCAUUGGGCCCGGACCAGGACCCGGCCUACUCACGGGCCCGCGUCGUAGUCCUAGCUGUUCUAGUGUUUCCAACAGCCCAGUGCCACCGUCGCUCCUGGCAGCUGCCGCGGCAGUGACUACGGCUGGCGCUGGCCCCGGCCUCGGGCCUCGCCGCAACGGUGGCUUCAAGCCCGUCAGUCCCGCAUGCUGCCCGUCUGCACCGUGCUCCCCGGGCUCGCCGCUGGCCCACCCGCACCCACGCAGCCCGCCACCCUUGGAGCCGGUUGCCAAGAACAAUGUAGCCAACAAACGACUCAGGAAAUCUGUCGCAUCCUCGGAUGGACCGGCAGACAGUGCAAAGAAAGUGGCUUGGUCUCCGCCCAAUGGUGUACAUCCCUGGGACCCCAUCCCAAGUGGCAACUCCGCUUUCGAGAGCGUGCGCAACCGCAUUGCCACCACCAGCACGACGUCUCCCCGACUGCCCAAGGUCAAGACAACGCAGCAGCUCAUCGCCGACCUGAAGGCCAAGAGCGGGCUGAGCCUGGACGGCGGCACCGCCGCAGCCGCUGCGGUCGCAGCUGCGGCCGCCGCGUCGGCCACGCCCCCGCCCUCUUCCUCGCGGCCCAAGCGCUCCGGCAACUACAGCCUCCUGGGCACGGAUGACGAGACGAGCCGCACCAAGUCAGAGUUGAUGGACCGCUUCCUAAAGUCAUCGGUCCCCAACGGGCCGUCCCCGGCCUCGCCCACGACUGCCAAGGGAGCGCCGGGCGAGGUGGCGGCCAUCUUGAGUGCCCUGCCCGAGAUCGGGCCGGAAGUGGAGCUCGAAGAGGAAGAGGUUCCAGUAGUGCCGCUCGAAGUGACGCCCGAGGUGGAGGAACGCUUUGCGACCCAGGAGUGGGCGUUUGUCAACGGAGUGUACGACCACGAGGGACAGUGGCGGGGUUGGCACGAAGUGACCACGGGGCGUUCGUACGGGGGGGACCUUCUUCACAUGUUGCCUUAUGUAAAUAUAGACUGGUGACCCAGGGGUCGCAUAACGAAGGGGGGACAUAAGGGAGGCAUGUUCUUUUGGCCUGUGAUCGACAUGGAUAAGUGGUGUGUGCACAUGUGUGGUGCCACAUUGCACAUUGCCUUCCUUCCCCCUUUUUUUAGUCAUGAACUGUGCUCGUGGACAUCUUUCUCCUGCCACCACCUCCAGGUGGUGGAGGAGUUAAUGGGGAGGGGGGGUGUUGCAUAUGAAACUGCUUUUUUUUUUUAUUAUUUUUGGUGCCCUCACUGGGAUAUAGACUAAGUUGCUGUUGUUGAAUGUAAAAGAAAAAAAAAGUUAUUCAAUGUCACAAUUUCAUUAAUAUAUUGGGUACAUAAAACUUGCCAGCCGAGUGUCGCUGGCACAUGCUUUUUUUAUUACCUUUUUUUUUUUUCGUGUGCAUGCAUGGUCUGCUGCCUCUUGCAUUGAGCCCUCUCCUAAGCAGGUGCAUUGAUUCAUCGUCACGCUUUUUUGAAAAUAUAGUGCCCGCCACCGCUUUUUAGUUUCUUCCCUCAGGCAUACGUUUUGGUGUAGAAAAGAAAUGCACAGGUUGUAAUGUGGUUGCCAAGUGCCAUUAAGCAGCAGUGCCAUUGGGGGUUUGUGUGUUGGGCCCUGUGGCCUCUUCUGGUCCCGGGGUUUUGAGAAGGAGGGAGUUUUUUUGGACGUGUGUGCGUGUAUGUUGGGGAACGAAGUUUUGUGUUGGGCCGGCAGGGGCCGUUUGCCUGUUGGGGCCCCCGCUGCCACGUGUGGACCAUCAAGAAAGCCGUGCGUCGUCGCACCAUCAAAGGGGAAAAAAAACACCAGGUGCAACAAGUGCCUCGCUAUUGGCUCUUGACCUUGCCGGCACAUGUGCUUGGUUGCAAGGUGCAAAAAGGGAGUCUGUGCAAACUCGUCGGGACUGCUUCUCCUUUUUGUGUGGCAGUGUGUUUUGUAGUUAUUCCUGUCGAAAAAAAAAGUGUGAAUAGCUUGGGGGCUGAAUCCAGGCAGAAGUCUUUUUUUUUUCCUAGGAAAUAAAACUGCCAUGUGUGCACAUGGUCAUGUUUCUGUAGCUGCUGGAAAAGAUUAUUCUUCCUACUGAUGUGUUUCGGUGGGUGUGCGUGCUGUCUGGCAGCUUCCUAAAAGGAACACCGGGUGCGACACACCGCUGUACGUCAGCCGCCUAGCUCCUGAUGUCCUAAAGAUCUGUGCCUCCUAAAAUGUUUCAAGUGCCUGUGUCAGCAAGGUGCAGAAAAUGUUGCCGGAUACGAGUCUUGAUGAACCAUUCUUCCUGUUACACGUGCAACAUUCACAAGACCAGCACUGUUUCCAUUGACACUUCGUGUUGAACACGAUGAGUACGUACCA
This is a messenger RNA of Rhipicephalus sanguineus (brown dog tick), 2869 nucleotides long. RefSeq names its product mediator of RNA polymerase II transcription subunit 26. The transcript is spliced from 3 exons. The coding region runs from base 203 to 1519 and encodes 438 amino acids. NCBI's taxonomy places the organism in Eukaryota, Metazoa, Arthropoda, Arachnida, Ixodida, Ixodidae. The record is from RefSeq and is a predicted model, not a curated record. Gene Ontology annotation, molecular function: transcription coregulator activity. Gene Ontology annotation, cellular component: mediator complex; nucleus; core mediator complex. Gene Ontology annotation, biological process: positive regulation of gene expression; regulation of transcription by RNA polymerase II.